UAAUAACUAUUAAAUUUUUAGCCAACGAUAUUUGUUAGUGUUACUAAAUUUAAUUGACCGUUAAAACAUGAUAGAUAUUUCUGUAAUAUCUUAUCCAAGAAAAAGCAAAAAAAAAAAUCAUCAUCCACAAAAUCACAACACAUCAAUCCAUGUAGAUGCAAGAGAAAGUAAAACCCAAGCCCUAAAAACAAAACCCAACCCAGCCCCACCCAAACCAAGCCUUAUAGCGAAGUCGAACGUACGUACAAGAACACAAACACAACCUCCGCCACCUACACUUUAUCCAGAGAUUCCGACGCCGACGCCGACGACGACGAUGUCGACCGCCACCGCCGCCUCCGCCGCCGCGUCGUCGAAGAGGGCGCUCCUCGCCGACGACGUGCCGUGGCGGGUCGCCCCCGGCGGGGGGAAGAAGCCGGUGCCGAGGAUCCACCACGGCCCCCUCCUCCGCGUCCCCCAGAACCCUAGCACCAGCCACGCCCUCGCCGUGAUGAGGCAUCCGAAUCCGGUGGGUGAGGGUUUCGCCAUGGAGGCGAAGCUUGAGGCGGCGGGGCCGGAUUGCGUUGUGCCGGGGCAGAUUACGCCGGUUAAGCUGCUGGGAUUGAAGGUCUGGCCUAUUGAUGUCAACUUUAACUUUCUGGAACCUGUUGGACGGGAGCUACGGUCCAUUGGAAAGUUCAUGGAUUCGGCGAUCAACCUCAUGAACGCAUCUUUCCAAGAUCGGUAGUUACAUGCGGCAGUACUGUACUAUAGUCUAUCUGCAAGCUGUCCUUCUUGCAAAUGUCCGCAAUCUACAAGAGUGUAUACGGAGACUCGAGCGAAAUACACAAGAGCUUGUUUUUGUCAUGUCUUUGUUAGAUGUAUUAUGGAGCAGCAGAACAAAGAUACUUUAUUCUAUUUUGCGUGCAGAACUUUGUGUUGUUA
Ananas comosus (pineapple) is the source of this 924-nucleotide messenger RNA. Its product is annotated as verprolin. NCBI's taxonomy places the organism in Eukaryota, Viridiplantae, Streptophyta, Magnoliopsida, Poales, Bromeliaceae. The record is from RefSeq and is a predicted model, not a curated record. Gene Ontology annotation, cellular component: chloroplast envelope.